Ixodes scapularis (black-legged tick) is the source of this 1504-nucleotide messenger RNA. RefSeq lists its product as uncharacterized. The transcript is spliced from 9 exons. The record is from RefSeq and is a predicted model, not a curated record. The coding region runs from base 80 to 1504 and encodes 474 amino acids. Gene Ontology annotation, molecular function: DNA binding. Gene Ontology annotation, biological process: negative regulation of DNA-templated transcription. Lineage: Eukaryota; Metazoa; Arthropoda; Arachnida; Ixodida; Ixodidae.
ACAUGUGCGCUUGUUUACCUAAACGCGAACAACGUGGUUGUUGCGGCCGUCUCCAGCGCUUAUUUCUUUUCAACAGCUAAUGAUGUUUGCCCAUGUACGGUACGUUGAGGACAAUAUUAAGGCUAUUGUUCCAGCGACUUUAAUUAGACACUUCAACCCAAAGACUGUUGUCGACUACGACAAAGGGCGUCAUUACGAAGCCUACUGGAGGACUGCGACGGGGGAUCAAGAAGGCUAUUACGCAGCCUUUAUCCUUCAGUUGGCAGAAAAUCAGCAGGAACUGAUAAAGAGCAUCUUAAAGUCAAGGGCAACUGCUCUGCCUGUUAUCUUCGAGGGCCCCAUCAAUGACAGUCAGGCAACUAGUACAAGAUCAAGACGAGAGCAGAUGUCUGCCCAGAGGGCUUCACGCAAAAAGGAGAUGACCGACAUUCUGAGCAGGAAAAAAAGGGCGGCACCGAGUGUCGACAGCAGUGAGGAUGAUGACGAAGGGGUUGUCCCUGAGAAGCUGCUAAGAGUUGAAAGGGAGGCUAACGGUGAUCUGGAGAGAGAAUUGAAACGUGUGAAGACGGAGCUAGCAGCUACAAAGAAGGAGCUGGAGGAGGAGCGGCAGUUAAGAAAAGCUUUGUCCUGGACCCUCCUCUCUAAGUUUGAUGUUCAUCCAGGAGCUAAUGUCCAAGUCAGGGGACCACAAGCUCAAGCAGAGGCAGCUCCUGCACCACUAAGCGUUUCAAGUGCAAGGACCAGCGUGCUGGGCCGACCCAGUGACCAGGUUCCCAGGAAUCGACCACCAAUCAGCGAUGUCUCCGCUCGAGCCUUGGUGCCGUGCAUGGAGGGAGAGGAGCCCUUUCCUGAGCACCUGCAUGAGCACCUGCCUGAGCCCCUGCCUGAGCCCCUGGCUGAGCACCUUCCUGAGCUCCUUCCUGAGCGUCUUCCUGAGCCCUGUCCGGAGCCCCGCCCGGAGCCCCAUCUGGAGCCCCCUCCUGAGCCCCGUCCUGAGGACCUCGGCGAGGAUUUUGCAAACAGGUCAUCAACUCCACUAUUCCAGGAACACGAAGGACAGGUUCAUGUGGGGUGCAACAUUCUUAUACCCUGUAGAAAGUUGAAGUUUGUAUUCAAAGCUAUGUGCGAUUCGAAGUGUGCCAAGGAUGCAUCCAGGACGAUAUGGACGACGCCUCAACUACUUGAACGAAGCGUGAGCGGCAGGCCCUGCAACAGGUUAAAAAAACUGGGUGCUCAAGGGAAGAUUCCCAUGAUGCCGGAAAAGAAGAUUGCUGUUCGCAACAUGUUGGAGAAGUACAUACGCGACCAUCCAACAGAACAAGAGACCAAAAUAAUGCUGGACAAAGAAUUGAAGCCAGAAGAGAAAGCAGUCGCUACUGCUAAAAUUCGGGCCGACCGGCUGAAGAAUACAAACAAGUAUAUCUCUGAGCUGGUCAAUGACCUAACGAGGAAACACAGAAUCAAGCGAGCCCUUCUUGCAGAACAGAGUGAGGUAGGAGCCUAA